Molecule: messenger RNA, 2291 nt
Organism: Elgaria multicarinata webbii
Lineage: Eukaryota; Metazoa; Chordata; Lepidosauria; Squamata; Anguidae
Product: zinc finger protein 883-like
Exons: 7
Coding region: 124-2148 (674 amino acids)
Biological process (GO): regulation of DNA-templated transcription
Source: RefSeq, a predicted model, not a curated record
GUGCAUCCUGUGUUUGCAUCUGCAAGCCUCGCUUCCCUUUGCAGAGGAGCAGGACAGUCCUUGCCUUAAGAGAGAAAUUGGCAGCCAAGGAAGGAGACCUUUUGAGUCCUGGUGGGAGCGGAGAUGGAGAAGAGAAUAAAGAUGGAAGAGCAAAGCUUUGCUGGCCCUGAAGCAGGAAAUGUCUCCUGCAACAUCAAGGAAGAGGACAGUGCAGAGCCCUGGGAAAGAAGAGUGCAGGAGAACCAGCCUGGGAGCAACACCAGCUCAGAUGUGGAGCUCCAGCACUUCAGGAACUUCUGUCACCAGAAGGACAAGGGGCCCCGAGAGGUUUGCAGCCGACUCCACCACCUUUGCUGUCAGUGGCUGAAGCCAGAAAAGCACACGAAAGCUCAGAUGCUGGACUUGGUGGUCUUGGAGCAGUUCUUGGCUGUCCUGCCCCCGGAGAUGGUGAGCUGGGUCAGAGAAUGUGGAGCGGAGACCAGUUCCCAGGCGGUGGCCCUGGCAGAAGGCUUCCUCCUGAGCCAGGCAGAGGACAAAGAGCAGGAGAAGUUGGCCAAAGCACCCACAGAUUUCCCUGAGGCAGAGACGGCUCCACUGGAUUGGGGGAUCUUACAGGAGGGUGACGGAGGACCCUCCUCACUGGGGAAUGGAAAGACCUCCAGAGAGGGUGAACUGACUCCUAACCCUCCUUUACUUUGUGGUGGAGUGGAAGCGGUUUCUGCACAGCCAGAGCAGGGUCCAGGAACCUUCGAGGAGGUGGCCGUGCAUUUCUCGCAAGAGGAGUGGGCUCUGCUGGAUCCAGGCCAGAGGGCUCUGCACAAAGAAGUCAUGGAGGAGAAUUAUGGGAACCUGGCUUCUCUGGGUUUUCCAGUUCCUGGACCUGACCUCAUCUCCUGGAAGGAAGAAGGAGAAGAUCCAUUUUUUGAGGGCUUCGGGGGAAAAGAGAGACCGGCAGGUGAUGGGAUGGAGAGGGUGAAAACUGAAGAACCGUGGGAGAACGAAGUCGUGGUUUUUGAAGGUGCUAACUUCCAUGAAAACCCAGUACUAGAAGAACGUCCCGAAGAAAACAAUAGGGUUAUUCACACUGGAGAGAAACUCUUGAUAUGCUCAGCGUGCGGAAAGAGUUUUAGUGAGCAGGCGUACCUUACGAAACAUCAAAUGCUUUACCCAGGAGAUAAAGCAUAUAAAUGCUUGCAGUGUGGAAAUCCAUUUAUUUGCAACUCAGACCUUAAUGUCCAACAAAGCGUCCCCACAGCGGAGAAGCUCCAUACAUGUUUGGAAUGUGGAAAGAGCUUCAGUCGCAGCACGCACCUUAAAAUGCAUCAGAGAACCCACACGGGGGAGAAGCCCUAUACAUGCUCAGAGUGCGGAAAGUGCUUCAGUCGCAGCGCACACCUGAAAAGACACAAACUACUUCACACGGGGGAGAAGCCCUAUCAGUGCUUUGAGUGUGGAAAACAAUUCAGCCGCAGUGCGCAUCUUGAUUCACAUCAGAGAAUCCACACUGGGGAGAAGCCCUUUGAAUGCGCCGAGUGCGGAAAGCAGUUCAUUCGUAGCUCAGACCUGACUUCACAUAAGAGAAUCCACACAGGGGAGAAGCCUUAUAAAUGCUCGGAGUGUGGAAUGAGUUUCAGUCAUAGCAUCAGUCUUACCUUGCAUCAAAGGAACCACAUUGGGGAGAAGCCCUAUGCGUGUUUGGAGUGUGGAAAAAGCUUCAACUUGAGCUCAAACCUUAAUAAACAUCAAAAAAUCCACACAGGGAUGAAGCCCUAUAUCUGUUCAGUGUGUGGGAAGAGCUUCACGGAGAACACACACCUUAAAAGGCAUCAGGGCAUUCACACAGGGGAGAAGCCAUAUCAGUGCUCUGAGUGUGGAAAGAGCUUCAGCCGCAGCACGCACCUUAAAAGGCACCAAAGAAUCCAUUCAGACGAGAAGCCCUAUCAGUGCUCGGAGUGUGGAAAGCAAUUCAAUCGCAGCUCGCAUCUUGCAUCGCAUCAGGCUACUCACACCAGGAAGAAGCCCUACGAAUGCCCAAUUUGUGGAAAGCAAUUCAUUCUUAACCCAGACCUUAAAAGACAUCAAAGAAUCCACACAACCAAGAUGCUUAGUGUGUGGAAUGAGCUUCCAUCUGAACAGACAGACCCCUGAAAGGCUUUGUGGAGGCUGCAUUUCUAUCUCCCUGCUAUGGGAUUUGGGGCCUCACUCUGCUCCCCAUUGUAGGGAAACACUCAGCUAUGGGGCAGCUCACCCUAUUACCUCUUGUGAGCUUGUUAUUUGUAGGGUGACCAUAU